Molecule: messenger RNA, 680 nt
Organism: Lathyrus oleraceus (garden pea)
Lineage: Eukaryota; Viridiplantae; Streptophyta; Magnoliopsida; Fabales; Fabaceae
Product: protein TOPLESS
Exons: 4
Coding region: 126-662 (178 amino acids)
Biological process (GO): regulation of DNA-templated transcription
Molecular function (GO): protein binding
Source: RefSeq, a predicted model, not a curated record
UUUGUUCCUUAAAUGUUUUGUUGGGCUGAGGCUAGUUAUGCAAUUUCAUUGUUUUUCGCAGAUCUAGUUUAACCUUUGCUCAUUUUGGUUUUCAUCUGAUCCAAGACAAAGGGGUUGCGGUUGCUAUGUCGUCUCUCAGCAGAGAGUUGGUGUUCUUGAUCUUGCAGUUUCUGGAUGAGGAAAAGUUUAAAGAGACAGUUCACAAGCUUGAACAAGAAUCCGGGUUUUUCUUUAACAUGAAGUAUUUUGAAGAUGAAGUGCACAGUGGGAAUUGGGACGAGGUUGAGAGAUACCUCUCGGGUUUUACGAAAGUCGAUGAUAAUAGAUAUUCCAUGAAGAUAUUUUUCGAGAUAAGGAAGCAGAAGUAUUUGGAAGCAUUAGACAAGCAUGAUCGGUCCAAGGGUGUGGAAAUACUAGUGAAGGAUUUGAAAGUUUUUGCUACUUUUAAUGAAGAAUUGUUCAAGGAAAUCACACAGCUUUUGACAUUGGAGAAUUUUAGGGAAAAUGAACAAUUGUCCAAAUAUGGUGAUACGAAGUCCGCGAGAGCAAUCAUGUUGGUUGAGCUCAAAAAAUUGAUUGAGGCAAAUCCCUUAUUUCGCGAUAAAUUGCAAUUUCCCAAUCUUAAGAACUCAAGAUUGCGGACACUCAUCAAUCAAAGGUAAUAUCCUAUGUAUGAGAUA